Messenger RNA from Carassius gibelio (silver crucian carp), 1247 nucleotides. Its product is annotated as twist-related protein 2-like. The coding region runs from base 212 to 703 and encodes 163 amino acids. The transcript is spliced from 2 exons. The record is from RefSeq and is a predicted model, not a curated record. NCBI's taxonomy places the organism in Eukaryota, Metazoa, Chordata, Actinopteri, Cypriniformes, Cyprinidae. Gene Ontology annotation, molecular function: protein dimerization activity; RNA polymerase II transcription regulatory region sequence-specific DNA binding; DNA-binding transcription factor activity, RNA polymerase II-specific. Gene Ontology annotation, biological process: regulation of transcription by RNA polymerase II; developmental process.
AUAAAGUUUCCCAAAAAAAUUAGGAAAAAACUUCCUGCGGGAGGAAAACUGUGCCAAGCUCUACUUCUAGAAGUGGAAGUGGAGGCGCAGUCUCGGGACUUCGGGAGGACAAACAAGCCCCAGAAAAACGCACGGAUAUAACGGUGUAACCACGGAUUCGAAGGUGGAGAGCGCGUUUUCUCCUCGACCUUCUCAUUUCUUUAAAAAAGAAAUGGAAGAGAGUUCAAGCUCUCCCGUCUCCCCAGUGGACAGCCUGGUGACCAGCGAGGAGGAGCUGGACAGACAGCAGAAAAGGUUCGGGAGGAAGAGGAGAACCAGUAAAAAGUCGAGCGAGGACGGCAGCAGCCCGGGCUCCGUGAAUAAACGGAGCAAAAAGCCGAGCCCGAGCAGCACGCAGUCGUUCGAGGAGCUGCAGAACCAGCGCGUCCUGGCGAACGUCAGGGAGAGGCAACGGACUCAGUCGCUCAACGAAGCCUUCGCGUCUUUGCGCAAAAUCAUCCCCACGCUCCCCUCGGAUAAACUCAGCAAGAUACAGACGCUCAAGCUCGCAUCCAGGUACAUUGAUUUCCUCUGUCAGGUGCUGCAGAGCGACGAGAUGGACAGCAAGAUGUCGAGCUGCAGCUACGUCGCGCACGAGAGACUCAGUUACGCCUUCUCGGUGUGGAGGAUGGAGGGCGCGUGGUCGAUGUCUGCGUCCCACUAGCGGAGACACUCGUCUGUCUGAACAAUGCCGAAAGGACUGUUUACUUCCACUAAUUUUGAAGACACCAAAGGAUUUAUUGAUGAACCUCUAAACCUCAGUGACGUGGCCAAAGGACAUUCAGUAGAUACACCUACGGACUUGAGCAUCCUCAUGAAGGACACAGCGAAAGGAGCUUUUUAUAUUCUUAGAGGAAACGUAGAUGACGUCUCCUGUGUUGUCAAAUACAUUUAAUCUUUUUCGCAAGUUAUUCUUAAAUGUCGCCAUGAUGAUAGUACAGGAAGGCCAUCUGUUAUCUGUAAGGAAACUAUAUUGCGUGUUUGUCUCAAAACAAAAGAGUUUUAUAUAUAGAAGCAACAAAGUAUUGUACAUAUAGGCUACCUGUGAGUAUUGUCAGCUUUUUUAAAGGGACCAAUGCAAUUUAGAGCAAUACUUUCUUGAAGUACAUUGCAUGGAUGAAUGCAUACACUUGAUUUUUCCUAUGCAACAUUUUUCGAUUUCCGUCCAUUGUACAUUUUGCUUAUUUAUUAAAACAUAUUUUUGAACA